Molecule: messenger RNA, 4336 nt
Organism: Electrophorus electricus (electric eel)
Lineage: Eukaryota; Metazoa; Chordata; Actinopteri; Gymnotiformes; Gymnotidae
Source: RefSeq, a predicted model, not a curated record
GCUCAAGCUGAUAUCCACACUCCCUCCCUGGAUUAUCCUUCUUGGAUUAAGAAUUAAAUAUGAAGAAGUUCAGUUUUCGUCUGUUUGUACUGCUGUGCCUCUGCAUGGCUUUACACUACACUGUUCAGCUUGACAGCAGUGCUUUCAUCAUCUACAACGAGGCUCACAACAAGUGCACGCGGGCGGCGGAGGGGAACGCGGUGCAGGCUGGCGACUGCGACCCCACGGCAGAGACGCAGCACUUCCGCUGGAUCUCCUCGUCGCGCCUGAUCAGUGUCUCGCACAAGCUGUGUCUUGGGGCGCAGGACCUGAAGGAGUGGGUGCGUGUGGUCCUGGUCCCCUGCAAUGAGCUCAGCCCCACACAGAUGUGGGAGUGCAAGAACGAGACACUGUUCGGCCUGAAGGGCCAGCCUCUGCACUUCAACUAUGGCAACCGUCAUGAGCCCAACGUGCUGCUGUACACAGGCACGGGAUCAUGGAGCCGCUGGCAGAUCUACGGGACCAAGGAGAACCUGUGCUCUCACGGAUAUGAAGAGCUAUUUACCAUUGGGGGCAAUUCGUUUGGCAGCCCGUGCCAUUUCCCUUUUAAGUUUGGGGAGAAGUGGUAUGCUGAGUGCACCUUGGAAGGUCGAUCUGACGGGCACCUAUGGUGCUCCACAGAGUCGGACUACAGCAAGGAUAAUAAAUGGGGUUUCUGUCCCACUAAAUCUAUGUCAGGUUGGGACACUGAUCCAGUCACUGGUGUGCUGUACCAGAGGAACACUCAGUCAGUACUGACCUGGCACCAGGCACGCAAGAGCUGCCAGCAGCAAAGCGCUGACCUGCUCAGCAUUGUUGAGCUGCAUGAACAGACCUACAUCUCAGGUUUAACCAACAUUCUUGGCUCUUCUCUGUGGAUUGGACUAAAUAGUCUGGACUUUGAUAGUGGCUGGCAAUGGAGCAAUGGAAAUCCCUUCAGAUAUCUGAACUGGGCUCCAGGCCACCCCUCGCUGGAGCCUGGACUGAACUGUGCAGCACUGAAUGCUGGGAAGGCGUCCAAAUGGGAGAGCAUGGCAUGUAGUAAGAAACUGGGCUACAUCUGCCGCAAGGGGAAUUCCACUGCCAUUAUACCUUCAACAGGUAAGGACCAGCUUAGUUUCUGCCCAGCUGGCUGGGUGCCAUAUGCAAGCCACUGCUACUCUCUCCAGCGUAGUAAGAUGAUGUGGAAAGACGCCCUGGCAGCCUGUCAUAAAGAAGGAGCAGACCUGGCCAGCAUUCACAACAUAGAAGAGUACAGCUUUCUCAUAUCGCAGAGUGGAUACUCACCCAAUGAUGAGCUAUGGAUAGGCCUAAAUGAUCAGAAGACUCAGAAUUUGUUUGAAUGGUCAGACAGAACCCACGUUACCUUUGCCAUGUGGGUGGUGGGAGAACCUUCACAUGCAGUGAACCACAGGGAGGACUGUGUUCUCAUGAAAGGAAAGGAGGGGAAGUGGGCAGACCAUAUGUGUGAGAAAGAGCAUGGGUACAUCUGUAAGAAGAAAGCCUCCAGCAAACCUGCGGGAUCACCCGAGUUGGUCAGUCCAGGAUGUCCCACUGGUUGGAUCAGAUUUAGCUCUUUCUGUUACAGCAUUGCUGUAGAAGCCAAAACUUUCAAUGAGUCCAAAUCUUCAUGUGGUCAGAAGAAAGCUGACCUAGUGCAGGUUAAUGACAGGUAUGAGAAUGCUUUUAUGAUCAGUCAAGUUGGCCUACGACCUGAAAAAUAUUUCUGGAUUGGUCUGUCAAAUAAUGAACGAGCUGAACGCUUCGAGUGGACAAAUAAGGAAACAGUCAAAUUUACACACUUUAACGUAGGAAUGCCAGAUAAGCACCGGGGUUGUGUUGCCAUGCUAACUGGGAUCUCAGCAGGAUUAUGGGAUGUAAUUUCCUGUGAUCAGAAGCAGAAGUACAUCUGUAAGAAAAUAGCAGAAGGUGUUACUACCACUAACGUGCCACCUACGACACAGCCUCUCAGCUGCCCUUCCAAAUGGAUCAAAAAAGAUUCUGCCAAUUGCAUUCGGGAAUAUAACAAUAAAAUUGACAAUAAGAAAACAUGGAAUGAAGCCCGUGAUUACUGCAGAGCCAUUGGUGGUGACCUUGCAAGCUUCCACUCUCAAAGUGAAAGUGACUCUCUUCCGUAUAAGUCAAACAGUGACCCAGCAUGGAUUGGGUUUUCCUCUCUGGAUGCUAAUAUUGGCUUUGUGUGGACAGAUGGAACUCCAUCGGACUAUGAAAACUGGGGCUUUGGUGAACCCAAUAAUUACAAUGAUAAUGAGCAUUGUGCAGAAGUUACCUUAUUCUAUGGCCAAAGAUGGAAUGAUAGGGACUGUGAAGCCUUCAAUGACUGGAUCUGCCAGAUACGAUUGGGUACAACUCCCAAACCAUCACCUACAAGUACCCCCCAAGCAGAUUUUAACAUAACUGCUGAUGGCUGGAUCGAGUUCAGUGGUUAUCAGUACUUCAUCAAUAAAAAUGCCCUAUCAAUGGAAGAUGCUCGUGACUUUUGCAAGAAGAACCACUCUGACCUCAUUGUCAUUACUGGCCAAACUGAGAGGAGGUUUAUUUGGAAACAGAUUUCAAGGAGCUUAGAGAAUCAGUACUAUAUCGGAAUGACAGUUGGACUGGAUAAAUCUUUUAGUUGGUUAGAUGGGUCCCCAGUUGUCUUUACAGCAUGGAACCAAAAUGAACCAAACUUUGCCAACAACGAUGAGAACUGUGUAACCAUUUACAAGGAUAUGGGCUUCUGGAACGAUAUUAACUGUGGAGUACAAUUACCCUCUAUCUGUAAAAGAAGCAUUAAUUUCACCCCCAAUACAAUGGCACCUGUAACUGCACCAACAGGAGGUUGUGCUCCUGAAUGGAUCUCCUUCCAGGGAAAAUGUUAUAAAUUUUUAGGGAAAGAUAAUGAGAAAACAUGGCAUGAUGCUAGGCAAUUCUGCAUCUCUCAAGGAGGUAACUUGGUUUCCAUUGGGAGUCAAGCAGAACAAGCAUUCCUCACUACCAUGAUGUUCACUACAUAUGAUGACAUGUGGAUUGGCUUGAAUGAUGUCAACUGGGAGAUGCGCUUCCUGUGGACAGAUGGCAAAGGUGUCCAGUUCACCAAUUGGGCCAAAGGUCAUCCAGUGUCAGUCCCAUAUGGCCGCACAGUAUUUGGAUCAAAUUUUGACUGUGUCAUUAUGGUGAGGAAGACAAACAGGAUCACUGGCAUGUGGAAGGUUGAAGACUGCAAUGAGAAGAGAGGUUUCAUCUGCAAGAGGAACAUUGACUCUCAAAUCCAAGUUCCAGUGACAUCGGCAUCACCACAGGCAUAUUUUGCGCUGGGAAACAACUCAUACAAGCUACAGACGGAGAAGAUGAACUGGGACGAGGCCAGGAGGCAGUGCAGGGCGGACGAUGCUGACUUGGCCAGUGUUCUGGACUCCAUCACCCAGGCUUUAACAAUUCUCAGGAUUGACAGAUCCAAACAGCCUACGUGGAUCGGCCUCAACAGCUUCUUGACAGAGGGGCAGUACCACUGGGUCGACAACUGGAUGCUGAGCUAUGUUAACUGGGGAAAGGGAGAGCCGAGUCAGAACAAGGCCUGCGUGUAUAUCGACACGGAUGGAUACUGGAAAACAGCAAACUGCAGCAAUACCUACUACUCUCUCUGCAAGCGUUCCCCAGAUGUUGCCCCCUCUGAGCCUCCUCAGCUCCCUGGAAACUGCCCUGAACCAAAGCGACACAAGACCUGGAUCCCAUUCCGAGGACACUGCUAUGCUUUCAUGGCCUCCAGGAGGGAGAACUGGGCCCACGCUACAGUAGAAUGUAUUAGAAUGGGUGCAUCACUGGUGAGUGUGGAGAAUGGGUUAGAAUCCCAGUUCAUACACAAGAACCUCGAGAUCCUCCAGGACGAGGCCCCUUCUUUCUGGAUUGGCAUGCACCGAAGCCAUGAAGGCAACUGGAUGUGGAUUGAUAAUGCAGUAGUGGACUACACUAGCUGGGGACCACGGAUGCCAGGUAGCCAUGGUGACUGCAUUGAUGUAAGAGCAGACACUGGCUUAUGGUUUACUUCACCAUGCAGUAACUACAGGUCCUUCAUAUGCAAAACUGCCAAAGUUAUACCACCAACAGAGAAGCAGCCAGAUCCUGCGUUAUCAGUGCAUGAGGCCCCUCAUGGAUACCUUUGGCAUCACUAUAGCAGUUGUCCUCGUGAUAACUGCCGUGGCAGGGCUGGCUGCCUUCCUGUUUUUUAAGAGGGCCUCCAUACCUGUGAUUGGAGAGUGUACAUUUGACAACACACUCUACAUCAACAGCCCUGAUCGAUCUAUAACCACCGUGGAUA